Molecule: messenger RNA, 1635 nt
Organism: Charadrius vociferus (killdeer)
Lineage: Eukaryota; Metazoa; Chordata; Aves; Charadriiformes; Charadriidae
Exons: 5
Coding region: 1-1635 (544 amino acids)
Biological process (GO): regulation of DNA-templated transcription
Source: RefSeq, a predicted model, not a curated record
AUGGGGAGAGAUAAAAUCCUGCAGAAAACCAAUCAGCUUACGAAGUUGGUCGUUCAGGAUCCGGUGAACUUUGAGGACGUUGCCAUCUAUCUGAGCCGCGCAGAGUGGGACACCAUUGCGGAGGAGCAGAGGGAGCUGUACCGCAGCGUCAUGCUGGACAACUACAAUCUCUUGACAUCCCUGGGUUACCCAGGCCCCAAACCUGACAUUUUAUACCGGCUGGAGCGUGGGGAAGAGCCGUGGGUCUGCACACCACAGAGCCCGGUGAGGUGGGAUAGAUCCGACAGCCGCUCUCCAGGACACGACGAGGACAGGAGCCGGGUGGAGGAACCACCCUCAGGCUGGUGGCCUGGUGCUGCCGGGCACCAUGUGCUGGAGGAGAGGACAGAGAGCCCCUGCCAAGGAGGACGGUGCACGCAGUGGCGUCUCCGGUCUAGAAGACUGCUGAACAAGCUCAAGCGUCUCGGGGAUAGGAGCGAGUUGCCGGCAGAGGCGGCCACCACAGGAGCGGAGCCAGUGGAAAGACAAAACCAGGCACGGAAGGUCUUGUGGCCUGGGAAGGAAGGAGAAGUAGAGGAUAAAGAAAGGAUCACGGCAAAUGUAAGCCAAAGCAGAGGAUUCCCACUUCAUCCAGUGACGGAACAGCAGAACAAAAAUGCAAAUCCUCAGGAGUAUCUGCGUGGUGACCACAGGGAGAGGUUUCCAAGGAGUGCCCCAGAAAGUCGGUACACCCUGGGACAAGGGACGUUUUUCCAGGGAAAUUUGGAACUGUCUAUCAAGGAGCUAAAUGAGACUAUUUUGAAGGAUCACCGUUACUGUGUGUUGAGUGAGGCACACCUCUUGUGUUGCACCCCACGUCCGUGUCCUCUGAGAGAUCACGACUACUGCAGAAACCACAAGGAUGGUGUCUCAGCACUUAAGGACCACGAUUACUGUCACGUGCAAAGGAUUCAUUAUCAGGGCGGAGUUAAUAAAAUUGUUCGUCUUACAGGUAAGGCUCGGGCUGUGCUCCACAGGCUGGCAACGCGAAAAUCCCGCAUCAGGCGAAUCAUCAGGAAAGCCAAGCGAAUUAUGUGGCAGUACAAGAGUUGGGUCAACAAGAGGUUGGAGUUCCCUCAGGGUUCCUCUAGCACCGGCUGUCUUUCUGAACCCGCUGUCCUUCCUGAUGAGGCAGAAGACGUUCCUGCUGAGGCAGAAGACGACCCCACGAAGGGAACGUGUGGGGCGUUUUGUUCUCCUGCAAAGCAAGAGGCUGUCCCCCCCGAGUCUCGGAGUGAGGGUGGCUCCCAAGGGACGUCAUCAGAAGCAUUUUGUGCCCCUGUGGUGUCUUCUGAACCGGCGGCUGCAGCCCCACCGUCAAAUGCAGCCGCAGAGGCGCAGAGAGAAGAGACGCACGCUGAGGCGUCCGUACACCACGAGGCGCAGAGGGCACAGCUGAUCCAGAGCCCGGACGCUAAGCAAAAUGUCGAAGGACAUGAAGUCGUUAAUUCAAAUUAUGUAUCGCUGCAUGACGCGUACAAAAUGGUGAUGCGGACUGUUGACCACAUGUUGGACUCCGUCUGCCAGAACUUGGAGCUCGGCAGCUACUCUCAGUGUAAGGAUCUGUGGCCCAUCGUCAUUCAGAUAGACAGCUGA